Molecule: messenger RNA, 6119 nt
Organism: Lepisosteus oculatus (spotted gar)
Lineage: Eukaryota; Metazoa; Chordata; Actinopteri; Semionotiformes; Lepisosteidae
Gene: sec24a
Product: SEC24 homolog A, COPII coat complex component
Biological process (GO): endoplasmic reticulum to Golgi vesicle-mediated transport; intracellular protein transport; COPII-coated vesicle cargo loading
Cellular component (GO): COPII vesicle coat; endoplasmic reticulum exit site
Molecular function (GO): zinc ion binding; SNARE binding
Source: RefSeq, a predicted model, not a curated record
GAGGUUUCUGCACUGAUCCUGCCUUCCUGACUUCCUGUGCGAGAAAAGGAGGAUUUUCAACGAUUACUUUCGAUUGGGCCUGCACCCCCAGAUCUGCUGGGAACGGCCCCAGACAUGUCCCUCUAAUUCUUACGCGACUCGGAUUCAGUAGCCAAGGUGUUCCGUUAAAACAGAGCCGCUCUUUGUCAAGUGACUGUUGUCAUUUACGAUUUUGAAGCAGGCAUACUUAUUCGCUAUUCAGCCUGCUGUGAAUUUGAUCCCUGUGUCAGUUUCAAGAUGUCAAAUACUGGUUACAACUCCCAGAAUGGUGCUGGGGGGCAGCCUUUUACCAACGGUCCUUUACAGAACCCAGUGGUGAUGCAGCCUCCUGGGCCAGGAUAUAACAUGGGAGCUCAGCCUCCAUACCCAAGCCUGAUGCCAGGGAAGGCUCCUCUGGCUCCUCUUCCUGGACAGUAUAACUGUAGCCCCUACCAGAAUCCACCUCCAGUGAGCUUGUAUCAGGCGCCUGGUCAGGUGGCGGUCAGCAGGCCUCCUAUGGGGCCAGCUCAGCCACUGGUACACACCCCUCAAACUUCAGGUUCCAGAAUGCCUCCACCUCCUCUUUCCCAGAAUUCUACCCCUGGCACUGUACCUGCUAACAGUUUUUAUGCUGACACCCAGCAGCCCCCUCAGUCAGCCUGGCAGUAUAGCAUGCCUCCUCCCAUGAGCCAGCCUGCAGCAGGCCCCGUUACCAACCAUGUGACCUCAGUAACCAGCUCAGUACCAAACCAGCCUUCAUCAUCAGGAUAUACCAUGGCCAGCCCUCCCAUCUUUCAGAAAGCUGCACCCUCUGGGCCCGCCGUCCCGCACAACAACUUCGUCCAUCCAGGUGCUGUCUCUCCGCUCAUGAGCCCCCCUUCAUCUCAGACGUACCAGCUUGGUAGAACAGCUUAUGGGCCUCCACCAGCUGCAGGACCCCCCCCAGCAAUGAGACCCACACCACCGCCGCCCCCUGCUGGCCCACUGGGCAGUGCAACCCCACCUCUGCCUCCCACCCCACAGCAUGAAGACAUUCAUUGUGGGAAUAUUGGUAAUAGCUUGGCUCCUUCAUCUUUGGCGUCAUCCCCUUCAGAGGACGAUGAUGAAGAGUGUGAUAUUGAGUGCCCAGGAGCCGCACAUCCACCCACCCCUGGUGAUGGUUCGCAGGUCCCCAACAGUUUUGAUACUCUGGAGUGUGGGGGCAGGAACAUGGGAGCACCACAUCCACCCCAGCCUGCGGCAAUGGGCAGGGCCAUGGGCCACUCGUAUCCCUCAUUACCUCCUGGCUACCAAAAUAUGGGGGCCCCCGCUAACACUUCAGGAAUGCAACCUCCAAAACAACAGCCUUAUCCAUCAGGGCCCCAGCAGUUUCAGCAGCCCCCUGUCAGCCCUGCCCAGCUGACAUCUGCGAUGGGGGGGAUGAGUUUGCAACAGGCCCAGCCUCCUGAAGCCCUGAGAGCCAUCAACCUGCUGCAGGAACGCAACCUUCUCCCCCCACGCCCCGUCAGUGCACCAGUGCCCUGCCUGCCCCAGGACCUGCAGAAACUCAACUGCCACCCGGAGGUUUUUCGUAGCACACUGACCAAUAUUCCUCAGACGCAGUCUUUGCUGAACAAAGCUAAACUUCCACUGGGAUUACUUCUGCAUCCUUUCAAAGACCUCUCGCAACUGCCAGUGGUCACCUCUAGUACCAUCGUGAGGUGUCGCUCCUGCAGGACCUAUAUUAACCCCUUCGUGUCUUUCCUGGACCAGAGGAGAUGGAAGUGUAACCUCUGCUACAGAGUCAACGAUGUUCCUGAAGAGUUCAUGUACAACCCGGUUAGCAGAUCGUAUGGAGAACCACAUAAAAGACCCGAAGUCCAGAAUGCCACAAUUGAGUUUAUUGCUCCUUCAGAAUAUAUGCUGAGACCUCCCCAGCCUGCUGUGUACCUUUUUGUGCUGGAUGUAUCCCACAAUGCCAUAGAGACUGGCUACUUAAACGUUGUCUGUCAGUCACUUUUAGACAAUCUCAGCACGCUUCCAGGGGACACCAGAACAAAGAUAGGCUUUAUUACAUUUGACAGCACAAUCCAUUUCUACAAUCUCCAGGAGGGUCUGUCUCAGCCUCAGAUGCUGAUUGUCUCAGAUAUUGAAGAUAUUUUUAUACCAACUCCAGACAGUCUUUUAGUAAAUCUCAGUGAAUGCAAAGAGCUGGUACACGAUUUGCUGAAGGCUUUGCCUCAGAUGUUCACCAAGACCAUGGAGACUCAGUCAGCCUUGGGUCCAGCCCUGCAGGCAGCCUAUAAACUGCUCUCGCCCACCGGGGGUCGAGCCUCUGUCUUCCAAACUCAGCUGCCCUCUCUGGGGGUGGGAGCACUGAAGUCCAGAGAAGACCCUAAUCAGCGGGCAUCUGCAAAGGAUAUUCAGCACCUCUCCCCUGCAACUGAUUUCUACAAAAAGUUGGCUCUCGACUGUUCAGGGCAGCAGAUUGCUGUUGAUCUUUUCUUACUGAGCGGACAGUACUGUGAUUUAGCAUCCUUAGCUUGCAUAUCUAGGUAUUCUGCUGGCAGUGUCUACUAUUACCCUUCGUACCACCACCAGCACAACCCUGCUCAGGUGGAACGCUUCCAGAAGGACCUGAAAAGAUAUGUCAUAAGGAAGAUUGGCUUUGAGGCAGUCAUGAGGAUACGCUGUACCAAAGGCCUUUCCAUACAUACCUUCCAUGGGAACUUCUUCGUCCGAUCCACAGACCUGUUGUCCCUGCCCAAUGUCAACCCAGAUGCAGGGUUUGCUGUACAGAUGUCCAUUGAGGAGAAUCUAGUGGAUAUGCAAGUGGUCUCUUUCCAAGCUGCUCUUCUAUACACAUCAAGCAAAGGGGAGCGACGGAUCCGAGUACACACGAUGUGCCUGCCUGUUGUGAACUCUCUGGCUGACAUCUUUGCUGGAGCAGAUGUGCAAGCCAUUACAGGACUGCUGGCUAGCAUGGCUGUGGACCGCUCGGUGGCAGCCAGCCUGAGUGACGCCCGGGAUGCCCUGGUCAACGCUGCCAUCGACUCCCUUGCUGCGUACCGCUCCUCUGUGCUCAGCGUCCAGCAACCUGGCCUCCUGGCCCCUGUUUGCCUGCGGCUCUUCCCACUCUACAUCCUGGCCCUGCUCAAACAGAAAGCCUUCCGGACUGGGACCAGCACCCGCCUGGACGACCGUGUGUUUGCCAUGUGCCAGCUGAAGUACCAACCCCUGGCGUACCUCAUGCUCAUGAUCCAUCCCUCUCUAUACAGAGUUGACAAUCUUUCAGACGAGGGAGCUCUUAACAUAAAUGACAGAACCAUCCCUCAACCUGGACUGCUGCAGCUCUCUGUGGAGAAGCUGAGCAGGGAGGGGGCCUUCCUUAUGGAUACUGGGAUGGUGUUGUAUCUGUGGAUUGGAAGAAACUGCAGCUCCAACUUUAUUACCCAGGUGCUGGGAGUACCAAACUACUCAGCAAUACCUCAGAACAUGAAUCAGCUCCCUGAAUUGGACACAGCUGAGUCUGUGAGAACAAGAGCCUUCACCUCCUGGCUAAGAGAACAGAGGCCAUUUUUCCCAGUGCUUCAUGUGAUCAGGGAUGAGAACCAACUCAAAGCCAUCUUUAUGCAAAAUAUGAUCGAGGACCGAACAGAAUCUGCACUGUCGUACUAUGAGUUCCUGCUUCAUCUGCAACAGCAAGUUAGCAAAUAAGCAAGUCCAGUGAAGGCAGAAUGAUGACGAAUAGAAUAUUAUAGGUAUUAAUGAGUGAGGGAAGGAUCAACAGGAGGCAUUUUGAAUAGAGCUGUUUAUCUUCAGGCACUUAAGUCUUGGCUAAUUUUUAAAGCAUUUCUUUUUUGCCUCUUGAAGAUUUAACUUAUUUGUGGCAUGACUGAAGCACACCGAGUUACUGGACUCUAAUAAACACAGACCUUUUUGCUGAAGGGGGGUGCUCCAUUACUGGCUCUGAGCUUUUGGUAACAAAGAACUUAAGCAUAUCAACAUCAAAUGACAGAAUAAGCUUUACACAAAAGAGAAGAGAGGAUAUCAGGAAAAUCAGUGUGAAUCCCCAGAGAAACACUUGUAAUAAAGACUGCUUUUUCAGUCAAAGACAAGAGGCUUGAAGCCAUUUUGUCUAAAGCACAUUUGUUUGAUAAUAAAGUAAUAUAUAUGUAUUAUACGCAUUCUGAGAUAUUGUCUGCCUGUGGGGGUUGAUGUUUGAUAUAAGCAGCACUGCUUGUUAAAGAUGUUUUUCAGGUUGAGAAAACUCACACACUUUCUCCUGUUAGAUUAUGAACAAUGGUCUUUACUAUAAGAUUAGGGGAAAAAUGUUAGAAGUACUGUUUUUUCUUUCAUCAUGCAUCAAACAAGCAAUUAUGUUUGCAAACUAAAGCAGAAAAUCACAGGACAGCUAUUUCACCUUUUAAGUGGUGUAAAGAUAUUUUAUGAUCUCUUAGAGUUCCUCAACUUCUACACUGAGUUAUAUUUCCCUCUGAAUUUGGCCAUAAUUGGGCGAAGUGUAAAGUGUAUUCUUUUUUUAAUUUAUGAGAAAGCCUGUACGAGAUUUAUUUCUGUAAUUACCUUGUAUGAGAACUUGAUUUUUAUCCUUGAACCUCUGUGUUUAAAUGUUGACACUAUAUAUGAAAUAUUUUGAUAUAAUAGUAUAAAAGUAAUUUCUUUAAUACGUACUUAGAAUUAAGCCAUUUUUGAUCUUUAACCUUGCUUUGUUGAUUAAAAGGUUUACAGUAAGAAAUCUAAGUGAUAAAAUUAAAGAAUUGAUUACUGUGAAAUGACGCUAUAAAUAAAAUGGAUGGUUCUUUUUAACCCUAGUGAUUGAUUUAUGCUAUGGAAACCAUUGGAGAAGUAGCUUUUUCAGAUGAUACAGUUAUUAUAUUGUUAAAUCCAGAUGAGAAAUAUAUGGUGUUUACUUUGCAGUUGUGUAUAUAACAGCCAGAAUGUACAUUUUUACAUUGUUUGCUGCACAAGGCUUCACUAAGUUCUUUAAGACCUGUUGGUAAUGUAUGAUGUGGUAUGUUUGUCUACAGUCUUCCUUGUCUGUGUCACUUGUAGCAUUUAAUACUUGUUGCUUUCACUCCUGUUUUUCAGGAUGACUAAUGGCCCCAGUUAAUUUUGCUAGCCCACAUGCAUAGUAAAAGUGUUUGGUUCUUGGAAUCUUGUCAUUAAUUGUGGGAUGUUUCUUGGAAAACAAUGAUACGCUUUUUCUUAAGAUGCUGAGGUAUUUCCAAGGUAAAAGGUUUGUACUCUGUAUAUUCAUUAAUCAGUCAGGAGCAAAAUUCUUAUUUUUUGUUUUCAACUGCAUGGUUUAGUUUAUUUGAAACAAGACAUUUUUACCUUUUUUGAGCUAUUUCUUAACAUCUUCACCACUGAGGUUAGUAUAAUAGUGUUUUAUUUUUAAUUUAAAAUUCUAUGGCAGUAUUCUUUGUGAGAUUAUAAUGCAGUUGAGAGCCAUUUUGGUAGUCUAGGAGUUUAGAUUAUGACAUGCAACAUAGCUCCAUGCACUAGAAGCAAGCCCAGUUUAACACAAAACAACUCUCUUGAUAUCAUUUUCUCCUUGGGAGCAUUUGUUUUUCUUCCAUUAACUUGUACUCAAAUAUUUUUGAUACCCCCACUUUCAUUUAUUAACCCAGCAGAAAAGUGUUUUUUUCUGAAAAAUAAAAAGACCUGAUUCUGAAGAUGUAUUUUAUAUUUAUUUUAGCGUCUCUUAAAAAAAGGCAUAAUGAAUUCUAUCAAGCUGUGGGACCAUUUUAUGUGGCUUGGGGAUGACGUGCUACUGAAGUCUCCUGUGCAAGUAUUAGAUGAGUAGCCAUUUUGUACAUAUAAGUUGUGCUUGAAGCUUUCAUGGAACUUUAAUAUAGUUAUGGUUUUAUGCCUCCAAGCAGGCAUUAAAUCCUGUGAGUGUCUGGCAUUUAGAUUUAUAAAUCCUUUGCUCCCGUGCAGAUGUUUUAAAAGCAGUUUUCUAUAAGACUUUCAGAACGCAAGGUGACCUGUACUUGCACAGGUGACUUUAAUGCUGAUGAUCUGUACAAUGUAAGCACAGCAGAAAAUCAUUUUGUAAAGUAGUGUACAUUACUGUAACAAAAUUAAAUACUAGUUCUCUA